AUGAUGAACGCAGUAUUAACACUUAUUGUGAAGAGAAAGCGUUUUUUGGUGGAUAACCCGAGACCCGACAACCGACUUGGAAAUAUUAUGGAUGUAGUCGUAUUCAAAACAAUUGGCAUCUCCUUUCGACAGCUGUUUCUCAGAACAACCAAAGAAAACAUAAAACACAUCCUACUCAACUUGCUGCCGGACGAUACAUCGCCACAACUCAUUCUUUCCUCUUCCCAGAAUUCCCAACCAUUCCUUACUCUCCACAGUUUAUUUCAAACUCUUCUUUUUCUCUCCUUCCACUGUUUCCGGUUCAUUUGGUGCUGA
This is a messenger RNA of Necator americanus (New World hookworm), 315 nucleotides long. RefSeq lists its product as uncharacterized. The record is from RefSeq and is a predicted model, not a curated record. NCBI's taxonomy places the organism in Eukaryota, Metazoa, Nematoda, Chromadorea, Rhabditida, Ancylostomatidae. Bases 1 to 315 code for a protein of 104 amino acids. The transcript has 2 exons.